UUGAUUUUUUUUUCAUUUCAGUCCAUCGGUUAUUGGGCAGCUAGGAGCAAGGAAAGAAAAUUUUGACUUUAAAAUACUAUUGUAUUUUUAAAAAUUCUUGGCUAGAAACAAUGUUAUCUAUUAAAAGACACUCAUUGAAGAUUAUUAAUAUCAAUAAAUAUAUCAGCAAAGUUCAUGAAAAUCAAACAAAUUGCAAAACAAAUUUCUUGUAUAAAUUUUCAUAAUUACCUAGUAUUUUAUUAACACAAAAAUAGUCCUACUUUCAUUAUGAGGGAAAUCGUUCAUCUGCAAAUUGGGCAAAGUGGAAACCAAAUAGGAACAAAGGUUUGUUCAUUAGCUUUCCUACAAAUAUACCUGCUUGCUACAACAGCAUUUAUUACUUUUCAGUUCUGGGAACUAUUAUCUGAUGAACAUGCCAUUGAUCCUAAUGGACAUUAUUAUGGUGAUUCACCUUUGCAGUUGGAAAGAAUAAAUGUGUACUUCAAUCAAGGAUUAGGUUGCAAAUAUGUUCCAAGAGCAGUUUUGAUUGAUUUGGAACCGGGUGUUUUGGACUCGAUCAGAGGCCGAGAGAUUGGUCCGUUAUUUAGGCCUGAUAACUUUAUCGCUGGAUUAACUGGAGCUGGUAAUAAUUGGGCUAAAGGGCACUAUACCGACGGUUCAGAAUUAGCUGAUGCUGCUCUAGAAGUAGCAAGGAAAGAAGCUGAAGGAGCAGAAUGUCUGCAAGGAUUUCAAGUGGUUCAUUCUAUCGGAGGUGGAACAGGAUCUGGAAUGGGAACAUUACUGAUCAAUAAAAUCAGAGAAGAGUUUCCUGACCGAAUUUUAAAUUCGCAUACGGUUAUACCAUCGCCAAAGGUAUCCGAUGUGGUAGUCGAACCAUACAACGCUACAUUAUCCGUCGACCAGCUUGUUGAAAGUACAGAUGCAACUUUCUGCAUUGAUAACGAAGCUCUUUUCGAUAUCUGUACGAGAACUCUAAAACUAUCCAAACCAGUAUACAGCGAUUUGAAUCACCUAAUAUCGUUCACAUUAUCCGGUAUCACCACCAGCUUCCGAUACCCCGGUCAGCUGAAUUCAGAUUUAAGGAAGUUAGCUGUCAACAUGGUACCGUUUCCUCGACUGCAUUUUUUCGUACCUGGAUUCGCUCCUUUGACUGCCAAAGAAGUCCAAGAUUACAGAGCGAUGACUGUGAAUGAGUUGACUAUGCAGGCUUUCGAUAUGAAAAACAUGAUGACCGCUUGCGAUCCUAGAAAUGGCAAUUAUCUCUGCGUUGCUGUUAUUUUUCGAGGUCGGAUGUCUACCAAAGAGGUCGAAGAACAACUUAGUGCCAUUCAACAAAGGAACUCUAUGUAUUUCGCUGACUGGAUACCGAAUAAUUUGAAAACAGCUGUUUGCGAUAUACCAAAUCGAGGUAUACCUAUGUCGGUUACGUUUAUUGGAAAUACCACCAGCGUACAAGAGGUAUUUAGGAGAAUUGCGAAUCAGUAUAACGCCAUGUAUCAGAGGAAAGCUUUUUUGCAUUGGUACACCGGAGAAGGAAUGGAAGAAGAAGAGUUCGCCAAAGCAGAAGGUAAUAUGCUAGAUUUAAUUUCCGAAUAUCAGCAAUACGAAGAAGCUAGCGGAGAUGAUGACGCCGAGUACGAAGAAGCUCCCAGGUUAACUUUAAGAGAAGGUCCGACGACUACUACCGACGCCUCAACAGCAGCUCCGAGCGAAAGGCCGGAAUCUACAACUACUGGCACUACUGCAUUAAGUUGAUUGAUGAUACGAUUUGUUGUUUUCAUUUUUUGUUGAGUAUUUCUAGCGAAUAAAUUUAAGUCGUUGCAAAUUGUUUGUGUUAGGUAGUUUUAAUGUACUUAUAUUGAAUAGGUAUAUGUAAAUUUGUUUUUAUAACCUUUGUUGAUUAAUUAUUGCUGUUCGUUCGUGGCUUAUAGUAAAAUAUGAUUGUCUGUUAGUUGAUUUUAUAGCAUACAUCAAAUCUGAAAUAUUGUUAAGAUUUUUUAAAGAUGAUUUGUUCGUUGUUUUUAAUCUGUAUUUUGUCCAAAUUUCUCGUACUAACAGAGUAAAUAUGUUUCGACUUUCGGGAAAACUUGCUCAAAUUAUUUUUUUUUUAAAUUUGUAUAGUAAGGUAAGAUUUUUAAAACUAAAUUGUAUGUGGUAUGGUAACAUAAGAAUUACGCAUAGUUGAGCUAUAAAUUGUUUUCGGGUUUCGAUGUUGAUUGUGCCGACGCAGUGACGCCCAAAAGAAAAAUAAAA
This is a messenger RNA of Planococcus citri (citrus mealybug), 2253 nucleotides long. RefSeq names its product tubulin beta-1 chain-like. Bases 268 to 1755 code for a protein of 495 amino acids. Lineage: Eukaryota; Metazoa; Arthropoda; Insecta; Hemiptera; Pseudococcidae. The record is from RefSeq and is a predicted model, not a curated record. Gene Ontology annotation, cellular component: cytoplasm; microtubule. The transcript has 6 exons. Gene Ontology annotation, molecular function: GTP binding; GTPase activity; structural constituent of cytoskeleton. Gene Ontology annotation, biological process: mitotic cell cycle; microtubule cytoskeleton organization.